Messenger RNA from Apiotrichum porosum, 432 nucleotides. RefSeq lists its product as uncharacterized. Lineage: Eukaryota; Fungi; Basidiomycota; Tremellomycetes; Trichosporonales; Trichosporonaceae. The record is from RefSeq and is a predicted model, not a curated record. The transcript is spliced from 5 exons. The coding region runs from base 1 to 432 and encodes 143 amino acids.
AUGAGCAAAACGAGCCAGCUUGUGUCGCGUUUGUUUGCGCGCGAACCUCCACCGCUGGAGCCUGGGACCAAGUUGUGGGCGCCGGAGCUCAAGCGGGAGAUUGCUGGGCUGCAAGAACACCGCUAUGUGAUUGCAGCGCUCCACCUCGCCAACGACGACAUUGACAGCUGUCACCUCAUCGCGCAAGAUAAUGAAGGCGAUCCCACCGCUGACCUCCUCCACGCCACCCUGCACCGGAGAGAAGGUGACUAUUGGAACUCGAAAUACUCCAUCUCGACCCAUCCCCUCUGCAACCGCGCCGAGGCCAAGGCGUUCGUGGACAAGUGUGAAGCUGCCCAACGCCGCUCCGACGACGAUGACGCGCCAUUGCGACAGCGGCAGUGGGACGAGCUCAAGACGCUAGUCGAGUGGACACGGGCCAACUGCAAGUGA